GAGCCAGGCCAAGCCUAAUUAGACCAUCCACCCACAGACAGAGGGACAGGACAGAUGGAUUUCUUCCUUAACCUUACACACACCGCAGCGCAACACCCUUGAAUAUCCUUCCAAGAUCCCUGUUAAGAUCCCUGUCCAGUCUGAGUGGGGAUUGGAAGCCUCAUCCUGAACGACUGGCCGCCUCUUCCCUCGAUCCUGGCUCACUAUUAAUCCUCCAUCCCAUCCGCAUCUCAUUCACCUUCUUUUCUUCGUCUCGUCGUCUGUCCUCGACUACUCGAUACUAUCCCACUUUUUUAAUCUUUCGCCUGUGGCAAGCCGUUUUCACUUGUCCUCCCUCAACCAUUCAAUAAGCUCGCCUCGCUCCAGUUCUAUUCUCCAACGUCCAAAACCCGCCCGCCUUACUUACACCAGAACAUCUCAUCGUAUCAAGGCUAUUACGUCUUCGAAUAUCUCGCCUCGCCUCGCCAGAAACCAAAAAAAAAAAAAAACACUAUCGCAACAUCUACUAUUCAGUUCAGAAGAAUGAAUUUAGAAAACGCCAAUACUGUUCAGGAGCUACAACGUCAGCUAGAAGCCGCCAACGCGCGGAAUUCACAGCUCGAGCAGUUCGUGCAAAGUCAGUUCAGAGGAGAUCCUACAGUCUUAAAUCAAGUCGCACAAAAUUUGUCUCUGGCUCAGCCCGGUUUCCAAAUCCCUAGCCAUGGCCUCUCAAGUGCACGAAGUAGUGGUCUCUCUCGUAGCAAGUCUACAAUUACAUAUCCCACCCAAGUAAAGUCCGCCAUCACGGAACGACAUAAUGGCCUUCAGGCUCAUAAGCGUGAGAGGAGAGCUUUCUCUCAACAGUCUGGCUCCGCUCUCCCCAUGAGCCGCAGUGUCUCAAAUCGUUCUGAAUCUCACAUGCCUUUCUCACAGACCGGCAACAGGAUAGCUCCAUUAAGCGCUUCCAUGGAUCGAUUCAACUCUCCUCAAAAUGAAUCAAACAAUCUCCCUCUCGAGGGUGUUUCGGAUCGACUGCCCAGCGUCCAGGAGAACCAGCCUCUACUCAACAUCGGCAUGGACCCCGAUGAGUUUCUAAAACAGUGGCCAGAGACAGCUCAAGUCCCUCAACACUACGACGCAUCAUACUCUGGACUUCCAUAUAACAUGGUGCCCGACAACUCAUUCAACAACCUCUCGUCAAAUAUCCCGUCCAGCUAUCCCAUGUCCUCCGCUUGCCCGUCAAUGAUUUCUGGUCCCUCUGCUGCCGAGGCUGCUAGCCCUUUGACCCGCCAGAAUAGCUCUUUCGACAGCUAUGGCGUCGGUAUGGAGCGCCUAGAAUCAUCCCAGUCCCAAGCCGAUGCCCUCUUUGCUCCUGAUCUGUCUCCCAGCUCUGUCAACAUGUACCCCACUGGCAAGCAGUACAACUCUGAACAAGACCUCUUCGGUCUCGGCGCCAACCUCUCCGCUGUCAACAUGCAGUACACCGACUCCAACGGCAACAGCUUGAUGACAUCGCCAGAGUCCACCGACAUGGAGCGAUCUUGCUCCAACACCAGCAUGUCUAGUGUUCGAUCAAAUGCUUCCAACCUCGAGCGACGCGCUAAGGAAGCUCGUGAGCGUGUUCUUCACUCAGGCAAGACUAUCCAACUUGCCCCGAAGCCCAAGGAGGAGGUAGCCAAGGCUGAAGCUGUUGCCGCUGCCAACAAGGAGGCCAAGCUUCCUGUCAACAAGAGCAACUACCAGCGACCUAAGCAUCCCAAGGUCUACUGCACCCAGUGCACUGAGCAUCCCGAUGGCUUCCGAGGUGAUCAUGAGCUUCGCCGACACGUCAACGCCAAGCAUGAGGGCACUGUCAAGAAGUUUGUCUGCCGUGACCCUGCUACUGUCGGCAUUGAGAGCAACGUCAAAGCCGUCAACCCGUUGUCCAAGUGCAAGGCAUGCGUCUCUGGCAAGGAGUAUGGUGCUUACUACAACGCCGCUGCUCAUCUUCGACGCACCCAUUUCAAGCCCAAGACUCCCCGUGGCAAGAAGGGUGCUAACGGUGAUGAGAAGCGAGGCGGUAAGGGCGGUGGUGACUGGCCUCCCAUGAAUGAUCUCAAGGCUUGGUUCGUCGAGAAGAAGGUCAAAGUUGACCUGAAUGACUCUCCCAUGCCUGAGCAGGACGAUGUUGAUGAGAUGGGCGACGACAACAUGGACGGUUCUGGCAUGCCUCCUCAGAUGGACAUGUUCCAGGGCAUUGGUAGCAGCAUGGCACCCUUCAACAUGGAGACUGGCUAUGAUCUUGCCGUCGACGGCGCUGCUGACCCUGCCAUGAUGGCUAGUGUCAAUGGCGAACUUGGCAUUCCCGCUCCCAUCUCAUCUGCCUCUGGUAACUUUGGUUACUCCCCCUUCAACGGGUCUCCCAUUGGCCUUACUGACAACUAUGCCUUCUCCGAGCAUGCCACUUCGGCCUACGGCUCCAAUCUCUCAUCUACCAACACCAUCACCCCUGCCAACUUUCAGGACAUGUCUCACAUGAGUAUGACUGACAAUGCCCUCUGGGCAGCUUGAAUCUUUGGAGCAUGAGCAACGAUGAUGAAGGUCGACUUCUUGCAUCGCUGUUGUCCCUGCUCCACCGGUUGACGUGCUCUACCGAUAUCGAUCUCAAAGUCGAGUCGUUUCUUAGCACCUCGCGCCACAAGGGAUGAGGGUUGCAUAAAGAAGAACCCCCCCCCCAAAAAAAAAAAAUCCACGCGUCCGAGCCCGAGCCCAAGAUGAGUCGAUACGAUAAUGGCUCAUCAGACUCUUACCUCCACUCGGUGUGCUGUUCUGGUGAACACGCACAAAUAUUUCCAUAGCAAGGAUCCUCUUGCUUAUGUUUCGACUUGCCUUCUCACACAUAAUGAUUUUCAGGAGAGCCCACUUUAUGAUUGCUGUUUCUUUUCUUUUUUUUCUUUCGACUUUUUACUCUUUUCUUCAACUUCCUUUUUCUUUACCGUCACGGCGUCGAUGUUUACAACCUUUUCUCUGGUUUAUUUUCAGCGAGUCCCUUGGCAGACUAAACUGGUGGAUACGUUUCAAACUUGGCUGUGUCCCUAGAUGGGCGGCCAAACGAGGUUCGACCGCUUGAGCGGUGCGACACCUAUACGUUUAUUCUCGACGCGAUCGAAAGUGCUUCGUCGCGUGGCUACGAUACAUACUGGACCGGGUACGGUAACUGGUGGGGGAUUUUCCCAGGAGAGGAAAAAGAGGAGUCGGUUGCAUUUUUAUCACUUUUUCUAUCCUGUACAUGACAAAGGAUGGGGAGCUUCCGAGCAUGGCGUUUUCAUCGGGAAUUGCUAGCGCUCAGCGUUGCGUUCUUGGGUUCUUAGAAGGGUUGGGAAAUGGUGUUCAGGGAGAUAACUAUAGCUAUUAUUGGGGUUUUUGUAGAAUCUAAAGGGCACGCUGGGAAAUGCCGGGCUUGUCGUUCCGUUCGGUUGGAACAUUACUGAGCGGUUGGAUGGAUUAGUACCGUUUGCCUACGGAUAGGAGAACCUCGGCUGGCUUCAAGGCGUAGGAGUCGGAGUCAGUAAUAGACCGUGCUGGAAAUGCACGCUUUUAUCCCUGAAUAUUCUCUCAACUGCGAAGCCUCUUGUGACUUGACUGAAGCACAUGGUUCAUGCCUUUGUAUUUGUGUUCGUAGACGCGUAGUGCCUCACGGCAUCUCAUGGGUAUCUUAAAUCCUCCAACUCAUGUCUUCUUAACCUUAUCAGUCCACUCCUUCGCUCCCUUGACACCCUCAUGUCCUCUCCUAAACAACCCCCUCUCCCACUCCUCCAGUCCCCUCAAAAACUCCUCCCCAUUCCCCCCCACCGCCUC
Messenger RNA from Fusarium odoratissimum NRRL 54006, 3816 nucleotides. RefSeq lists its product as uncharacterized. The transcript has 2 exons. NCBI's taxonomy places the organism in Eukaryota, Fungi, Ascomycota, Sordariomycetes, Hypocreales, Nectriaceae. The coding region runs from base 523 to 2529 and encodes 668 amino acids. The record is from RefSeq and is a predicted model, not a curated record.